GUCAUCACUGCCGCCAUAGCUAGAUCUAAGCAACCAAGGGAAGUGGGGAGUGGGAGGAGUGGCUCACGCAGACAUCGGCUCGGACAAAGCUCUGCCAUCUACAACUAUUGGGAUGCGAGCACAGAUCAUAGCUUAUUUGAGAAUCCCCAUCCUUUUACAAGCACUGAAUCUGCGACAUCCAGCCUAUUGGAACAACGAGGAGUUGUGAAAUUUGAGGAAUAUUGCAUUGUGCGGACCGGAUUGGCAAAGAAGCGUUUCAUCUCGUUAUGUAAUUCCACGGGCGCAGCGCCUGGAUGAUUAUGUACACACCGCUGGACUUCCAGCAAGAAUGACGAAAUCAUAGCGUUGUGAGGCAUGGAAAGAGGAUUUGCCGAGGACACAAUAUGUUUUUGUUUCUAACAAAAAUGCAGUGGGAAUUCAUAUGAUUGCACAUUGUUUUUCACAUCUGAGGCGCUAGUUGCUGGCCCGAUAUUCUGAUGCUCCAGUGACCGCUAAACAAAAAACGAGGCACUGUCUGCCUGUUUCAAAGGAAGGUACUUAGCUGCAGCAGUACCAAUGAGCUUCCAGACAAUGGCGGGGCCUAACCAAUCUCAGCAAGAGCAGCAGCAGGUAGAGGAGAAAACCAAUCAAAUUGAUGAUGCAGAGCUAGCUCUUCAGGGCAUCAAUAUGCUCCUAAACAACGGGUUUAAAGAGAGCGAUGAGCUUUUCAGAAAAUACAGAACCCACAGUCCUCUGAUGAGUUUUGGAGCCAGUUUCGUCAGCUUCCUGAAUGCAAUGAUGACCUUUGAGGAGGAGAAAAUGCAAACAGCAUGUGAUGACCUGAAGACAACAGAAAAGCUUUGUGAGAGUGAUGUUGGGGUCAUUGAAACCAUCCGUAACAAAAUCAAGAAGAGUGUGGACAGUCAGAGGCCUGAGUUGACUGUGGUGGAUCGUCUCCAGAGGCAAAUCAUUGUGGCUGACUGCCAGGUUUACCUUGCUGUCCUCUCCUUUGUGAAACAGGAACUCUCAGCUUACAUUAAAGGAGGCUGGAUCCUCCGCAAGGCUUGGAAAAUGUACAACAAGUGCUACAGUGACAUCAAUCAACUGCAGGAGUCCUGCCAUGAGAGGUCGCCCACCCAGGAGGAGGCGCUGUCCACGGACCAGGCCAAUCAUAACAUGCCAGCGGCUGAGGCCGAUGUGAUCACGGAAGAUACCCUCAACCGCCUGAAAGGCUCUGUCAGCUUUGGCUACGGCCUGUUCCAUCUCUGCAUUUCCAUGGUGCCACCCCAUCUCCUCAAGAUCGUCAACCUGCUGGGCUUCCCCGGCGACCGACACCAAGGCUUAGCCUCGUUGGCAUAUGCCAGUGAAAGCAAGGACAUGAAAGCCCCGUUAGCAACCUUGGCACUCCUGUGGUACCACACAGUAGUGCAGCCCUUCUUCGCUGUGGAUGGAUCGGACUCGCAAGUUGGACUACUGGAGGCUAAAGCCAUCUUACAGAAAAAGUCAUUGGUGUACCCCAACUCCUCUCUCUUUAUUUUCUUCAGAGGACGAGUGCAGAGGCUUGAGUGCCAGAUCAACAGUGCUCUUGCAUCUUUCCAUCAUGCUUUGGAGCUCGUCUCAGACCAGAGAGAGAUGCAACAUGUGUGUCUGUAUGAGAUCGGUUGGUGCAGCAUGAUUGAGCUGAACUUUGAGGAUGCUUAUAAGGCAUUUGAGAGACUGAAGAAUGAAUCUCGGUGGUCACAAUGCUAUUAUGCUUACUUGACUGGAGUGUGUCAGGGGGCCUCUGGAGAUCUAGAAGGGGCUAGAGGCAUCUUCAAAGAUGUGCAGAAGCUUUUUAAACGGAAGAACAAUCAGAUUGAGCAGUUUGCACUCCGAAAGGCUGAAAGGCUUCGAAAAACAUCUCCUACCAGAGAGCUUUGCAUCCUGGGAAUAGUUGAGGUGCUCUAUCUGUGGAAGGCUUUGCCCAACUGCUCAGCCACGAAACUCCAGGUCAUGAGCCAAGUUCUACAAGGUCUGGAGGACCCGUCUAGCUAUGGUUUGAGACAUCUGCUCCUUGGUGCCAUACAGAAGUCCCUUGGAAACAUUAAAGAUGCAGUUCAGUCUUUCCAGCUGGCAGCCAGAGAUGAUCUGGGCAGGCAGACUAACUCAUAUAUACAACCUUAUUCUGUCUACGAACUGGGCUGUAUGCUGCUCACCAAACCUGAGACGGUGGGAAAGGGACGGUCGUUGCUUCUUCAGUCAAAGGACAAUUACACUGGAUAUGACUUUGAAAAUCGACUACACGUCCGUAUCCACUCUGCCCUGGCAUCUAUGAAGGAAGUGGUUCCCCAGUGAUGCCAGUUACAGAAGAUUAUUGUUCAGUUCCACCCCCACCUCUGACCUCUGCACUUUUUUGUCCUUUCUUAACAACAAUUAAAAGCCAUCUAAGUUGACAGUGAUAUACAUUUUACAAAAAAACAUUGUAUUGUUACAUUACAUGAUUUGUAUUCCUGUGAAACUGUGUGACUAAUUAUUGGUCUUCAGUAAUUCCAUUUGUUAAUUCCUAAUCACUCGAGGAUCAAGGUUUUAAAAGGGUAUGAUUUUGAACCGGUGAGCAUUCUAUUUUGGUGCAGGGGGAUUAUGAAAAAAGUCUUAAUGCCAUGUGUUACACCACAAUUCAGGCGUUUUCAGGUGAGGACCAUGGCUUUCCUGUCUGAACAAUACCUCGUGUGUGUUCCAUCUAUUGAGCUGUGGAGUCCAUUGGUGGAACCCCUGGUCGGUCUUUUUUGCCUCAUGAAUGCCGUUAUACAUAUUUGUUAAAAGAACAGCAAACAGUUUGGCAGCUGAUGCAUGUCGGCAGAGUCUGAAUCAAACUCUGAAGGGUUUCAUUUGUUUUUAAAUUACAUUAGUAAUGUUUUGUUGAAUAACUGCUUUCUGGGCAUUUGGGAUUAUAUACUACUGUCCUCUUGCAAUUACGUUUUUUUAGGUCACAAGAAUCCAGCAAAAUAUAGUCCGAUUUACCAAGAAGGUCAUCCCAGGUUAUUCGUAUUUAAUUGAUUUAUGUUGAUAGACAUUCUGUACUUUUCCUUAUAAUUUAUUAUCAUGAUUUGCAAGUCAAAUAUAACAUCAUCUCAGGCCACCUGACAGUCACUUUUGAGCCCUGUGCCACUUGCCUCUUUAUUGAAAUCCUCAUGACCUUAUUAGUAUGCUUAAAAGUAAUCCAGGCAAGAUUCCCUACACAUUUCAUAGUAGUUCAAACUAGUGCUCACUCCCAACAUAGUACACACACAAGUAGCUUAAUAGAUGAAUACUUAAGAGUGUCUCUUAUUGGAGAUAACCAGUGCAUCCUUACAGUAUAUUUGCCUUAAAUUGGCAACAUCAGUGUUUUCCAGAGUGUCACCAUUUGUGUUUUUACUACUUGUUGUUUUUUUUUGAUUAAAAUAGAUUUUAGAAAACAUUCAGAUGGAAUCUCAUUGAUCACCAUACUUAAUCACUAAACUUACAGUGAGAAUUCCAUCAAGUUCUGGCCAUCCCUCUAAUCUUUACAUUAAAUGCGCUUUGUCAGAACAACUGACAGUCAUUUUCCUUACUUCCAUACUAGUGACAAGUGCAGCUCCCAGACUUUAAUGCUUGAAGCAGGGUAUUAGGAUAUCACACACAAAAUAUGCACUUCGAGGUGUGGGAAAUGAGCAAUAAAGAAUAGUUGUUUAAAAAGCGUACUGAUUCUGUGGAAGGUCGUUAAGAAAAGCUUUGCUGCACUUUGUUCUCAUGUGUGCUUUGUCUCAUUCUCAAUGUACUGUUGCAAGGGUGUAUUUGUUUUGAUCUAAUACUUGUGUGUAAAUGUGUAUGUGGCUUCCCACCCAAAUGUCAAGUGGUUUGAAAAUAUUGGCGCACUGUUCAUGUGACCAUAUCAUGUCAUGGUAUCGAAUGGCUGGGCAGUCAUCUUGCAUAGACAUCCAAAACGUUUUACUCUCUUACAAGGGAUGCACAACAUCAAUUCACUGAUGAUGAACCUACGCUUGACCCUAUGCUUUCAAGUCCCAAGCUUUUGUCUGGACAUCUGCAAAAGACAUUGAAAUGAGGCUGGGAUUGCCAAGGAUCAUUCUUCUUGUAACUGCUUGGCUUGUGACCAGAAAGUAUUGAGCAUAAAGUGUGUUUUGUGGUGUUUGAAGGACUUGAGUUGUGCAAUCUCUCUGUAGGCCAUGCACUGUAAUGGGUGCCAAGUCGUCUACAAAGUCUCAGGGGAUGGGGGAGUUGCUAUGAAAGUGAAAUGGUAAAUUUUCCAGCAGGAACUGGUUUUCCUGCAUGUAGUUUUUUCUCUCUAAAACUGGGUUAACAGUAACAAUAAAGUACAAUAUUACGAAUGACCUGAA
Molecule: messenger RNA, 4331 nt
Organism: Clupea harengus (Atlantic herring)
Lineage: Eukaryota; Metazoa; Chordata; Actinopteri; Clupeiformes; Clupeidae
Gene: ttc39c
Product: tetratricopeptide repeat domain 39C
Biological process (GO): cilium assembly; otolith morphogenesis
Molecular function (GO): protein binding
Source: RefSeq, a predicted model, not a curated record